Messenger RNA from Mycena citricolor, 5766 nucleotides. NCBI's taxonomy places the organism in Eukaryota, Fungi, Basidiomycota, Agaricomycetes, Agaricales, Mycenaceae. The record is from the annotation of a GenBank genome assembly.
AUGAACCCCUCAGCCGACGACCUAACAACAUCGCUGUCCCAGCUCAGCGCCGUCGACUUGCGCGCCGUUAUCUCCGAAGUCGCCAUAUCUAUUCCGUCGUCCACACCGCGCAGGAGAGAAUCCUUGCUGCACUACGUUACGACCCAAACUUCACCCGGUGUCCAGCACGCAUUACAGGCAGCGGCUGUCAAGCGAGCCAACGAGCAACACACAUUGAAACGACGCCGCCAAGAACAUGACGCCGAACUACGCAUCCGUGAUUCCAAGAUGUUGCGCCUCGAUCGUGAAGCCAGCGGAUACGACGCAGCCAAGUUCUUAUCACUGCCAACCCAGGAGGAGAUCAAAGCCCUCUACACCAAGUUCUAUCGUGCGACAUCCAAUGCGGCGGUCAGCAUGAUGGUGUGUGGAGCUUGCGCACGAGAAAUCGAUGUUGGCAUCACCGGCGAAGAAGAUGCAACACCUCGGCGGCUUCGGGCUGUCCCCAAUUCCCAUCGCCUUAUCCCAUCGCAGGCACACGCAGCACACGACCUCUUUGACCGAAAGCUGCUCGAUCCAGCUGGCGUAGUCGAGAUCAAUGGGGAAACCCACGUGCGCCUGUGUUCCGACUGUUCUUCCAGCCUCGCCCAGCCAGGAGACAAGCCGCCGAAGCAUUCGCUGGCUAACAACAUGUGGAUCGGCAAAACGCCCUGGCAACUCCAGGUGCUCACUUUCCCAGAACAACUCUUGGUCGCCCUCAUCUAUCCUCGUGUCUUCGUCUUCAAGCUGCAUCCGCGCAUCGGGGGCCGUGAUCCUUCCAAACUCCAACGGGGCAUGCGAGGGACUGUCAGCACGUAUGACUUGGACACAGACGGGAUCGCAUCCAUGUUAGCCGGGGACCUCAUGCCCCGCCCACCCGCUGUCCUAGCGUCGGUCCUCUCUGUCACCUACAUCGGCGUGGGAAAACUACCCAAGAACUGGCUCCGGUCAACUUUUCGUGUCCGGCGUCAGGUUGUCUACGAGGCGUUGAAUUGGCUGAAGAACAACAACCCCAAGUAUUAUGGCCACAUCAAGAUUGACGGGCACCGCAUCGCAGCUCUACCAGAGGACGAUGUCCCUUUGGAGAUCAGCACACUCGUGCGCCAAUCUGAAGACAUCACUGUCGUCGAGCGCGAGUGCGACGGAUAUGUGCGAGAACAACAUGAUGACGAACAUGCUGAUGGCCUAGACAACGCUUUCGAUCUCUCCGAUGACGAAUCAGAAACACCGCAGGACACCGUGGAUGAUGCGGAGGGUGGGCCCGAUGUUAUACCGCUUACAAUAACGGGCACAGUCGAUACGGACCUGUCCUCCAUGAGCACCAAUGAGAUGAUGCACUGGGGGCUUGCCAACCUUUGGAGGACCGGGGAGGAAGGAGGCUAUGCUGUUCGCCAUGGAUCGCAUCCCGUCAGUGACUUUGGGCGACCUCCGCAAGGCUCCACGGAGCCAGCAGACCCCGACCGGCCCAACUUCUUUGAACGCGCCUUUCCCUGCCUGUUCCCGUUUGGAGUCGGAGGCCCAGAAGCAGACCGCACGACUGAUCUAUCGUUCACUGAACAUGUCAGGUGGGCUCUGCAGUACCACGACCGUCGAUUUCGGCGGCAUGAGACAUUUCCCUUUGUUGCCUUUGGGAUCUCUCAGCGGCGGCAGGCCCUCAUGUCAGCCCGCAUCCAGAUGCGUCGCAAGGACUUUGAAAAAGAUGCCCGGAUCCUCUCCACAAUCACACAACAAGCACUCGAAAAGGCGAAAAUGGAGGAGGAUCAAAAGCAACGCAUCUCGGAUCCGGCUGUUCGUCUGCUUCGACAGCAUGUCCAUUCCGCCGUUGGCCGCGUUCAAGGUUCUAAUGAAUCACGCACCAUCCUCCGCAGCCAACUUUGGUCAACGACGCUGUACACGGGCCCUUGGAAUUUGUGGAUCACUAUAAACCCGUCCGACAUACAUGACCCAAUCGCACAAGUUUUUGCGGGAGAGCACAUCGAUCUCGACAAUUUCAUAUCAACAGCUGGCCCAGACAUCAAUCAGCGAGGCCAAAACAUUGCCGCAGAUCCAUACGCUGCCGCCAAAUUUUUCCAUUUCACCAUCCGCACAAUCCUGGAGACGUUAUUCGGCAUCAAGACGUCGGGCUUUCGCGUGCGGUCUGAGAUGGGCAUUUUCGGACAGUUAGCGGCCUAUUUUGGCAUGGUCGAAGGGCAAAACCGAGCAUCCCUCCACUUCCAUCUCAUAGCGGCUCUGCGCUUCGCACCAAAUGCGGACGAAAUCCAAGAACUCUUACAACGUGAAGAUUUCCGUGAAAAGAUCCGGGCUUACAUACGUGUGAAUAUGCGUGCGUACCUCCCGGGUUUGGAUUCGGCUGAGGGGGUCAAAGACAUCGCGGUGGAGAAAGAGAUUGCGUACAACCGGCCUCCCAACCCUGACGGCCCUGCAUAUUGGGAACGGGUGCAAGACUUUGAGCGGCGUCUGGCGAGAACAGAGCAGGUGCACACAUGCGACAUCCGGCGCUGCCUUGUGGUUACCAAGUCAGGGCGCCUGCGUUGCAAGAGGAGGGCACCAUUCCCUUGCUCCACUGAUGACUACGUUCUCCCAAAUGGAGAUUGGGGGCCCAAGCGGUUGUAUGAAUAUAUCAAUGGUUGGAACCCGGCAUUAUUGGUCAAUGUGCGCUGCAACAACGAUUCCAAGUUUCUCACACAUGGUGAUGAUACCAAGAAGAUCACCCUGUACAUCCUUGGUUACGCGACAAAACCCCAGCUUCGAAACCACAACACGUCCGCAAUUCUUGCAAAAGGCUAUGCCUAUCAUACUGCGACGGCAGCUCUUCCCGACGAACAGAUCAAAGAUCUUCGUGACAGGCAACGUCUAUUGCUCUUCCGGCUGGUACACGCGAUCAAUCGGGAACAGGAGUUGGGUGCUCCCAUGGUCAUCUCAUACCUGAUGGGAUGGGGUGACUGCUACAAGUCGCACAACUACGUCCCCAUAUAUUGGACGUCAUUUGCGGCCGCCCUGCGCAAGGCAUUUCCCAGCCUGCACCAACAUAAAGGAUUGACAGACACUUUUGCCAAGCCCACCCGAGAAUCGCAUAUCCAGUCCGCCAGUGCCCAAACAAGCGAGCGCUCCCUUGGUCGUGCCACAGAUGAGACAGAGGAAUGCGACCAGAUGAACGUAACCUUGACAAUGAACACACGCGGUUUAAUAUUUGCCAAGAACCAAGUGACAGACUACGUGCAACGUGGAGAUGAUUUGGAAUCAUAUAGUGUUCUUGAUUACUUUGUCGAAACCUAUGAGGUUGCCAUCACACAGCAGGAACGAGAAGCGCAAAUGCACUCCAACGCUAGGGCAGGAUCAGGCAGCCGAGGACGUCCCAAGAAUACACGUAUCCGCUACAGGCCGGCCCAUCCCACUCACGAACAGAAACAGCGUGUCAUGCGAGCGCCCGGCCACGAUAGUUUGCCCAACUUCAUCGGUGAAUGGUUCCCGCGCCGCAAUGAUGUCGACCAACAGGACUUCUACCAUGCGUCAAUGCUUUUACUUCUGAAGCCAUGGCGUUGUAUAACAGAAGGUCUCAAGCGGCCUGACGAGACCUGGGAAGAAGCCUUUCGGCAUUUCGCUCAGUCGGGGCCCGAACGCAACCGGGACAUCCUGGCAAACAUUCAGUUCUAUCACUCUUGUCAGUCUGCGGCGCUCGCAAGCAAAGAUGAUGAAAUUGAUGGAGACAUACUGGGAUUGGCACCUUCGAGCAUGACCGAGCCCAGUGGUGGUGACGAGGAGAUGACAGUUGAUGCAGGGAUCACAGAAGAUGACAUAUCGGCUUUGCAGGCUUGCCGAUUUUCACGGCGGGAGGCAGAUCACGGUGACACGGCCAUCGAAAUCGCACGGCUAGUCAGAUUGUUCAAUGACGAAGACGGACCUUGGGCUAUCAGAACCGCGGGUCACAGAGUGGCUCCAGCUUCUGGGGACGAUCUUAUCAACGUCAUACGAUGGAAGAAGCAGAUGGACUACUUAGCGCAGAUGCAAAACACCAUACUGGGGCCAUCGGACGAAGGCGAAGACACUGCGACAGUUGCCGUAGAAGGGUUGGACCGAACCGAAACUGUUGAAAUGAUCACAAGUGACAUGUUGCCGAAAGGAGAAACGACAAAGUCCAGCCACAUGUUUGAUGUGGACAGCUGUGAUGGAGAGACAACGGGGGAGGAAGUGAUCGUGUUGCAACCAGACCAACAAAGGGCAUACGACAUCAUCAUGUGGCAUUUGGGACGAGUGCUCGCGGGGCAUGACGUGCCGCCACUGAGGAUGUUGAUCCAUGGCGAAGGGGGUACUGGCAAGUCCAAGGUCAUCACGAAGGUGACGCGGUCAUUCCAGCAUCAUGGCGUCCAUCAGUGGCUUGUAAAGGCUGCAUACACAGGAGUCGCAGCUUCCCUCAUUGAUGGAAAGACGACACAUACUAUAGGCGCCAUGGGACUGAGGGGCGGCAAAAUCAGUGACGCGAACAAGGCCAAACUCCAAACAUUUUGGAGGGAACGCAAGUACCUCAUUAUCGAUGAAAUUUCGAUGAUUAGCAAGCAGUUUCUCGCGCAAUUGUCACGCAACAUCGGCAUGGGGAAAGCAUCUGCAACGGACAAGUCAUUUGGGGGUCUGAGCGUCAUAUUGUGCGGGGACUUCCACCAAUUUCCACCGGUCGCAACGUCUGCUUCGCAAGCGUUGUAUUAUCCCAUGGACAUCAUCAAAGACAAUGUUGACACAAAGAUCGGGCGCGCCAUCUAUGAGGAGUUCAGCACAGUGGUUCUGCUGAAGCAGCAAAUGCGAGUCACGGACCAAGUGUGGUUAGACUUCCUACGGCAUCUACGGGUUGGCAAUGUGAAAGAACAUCACAUGUCAAUGCUGCGCACCCUGUGCCUGAGCCCCGACAAUAACUUCGAAGAUGACCCAUGGCAGGAUGCCACAUUGGUGACGCCUAGACAUGGAGUGCGUGUGCCAUGGAACACGCAAGCUGUACACAAGAUGUGUCGUCAUCAAGCACGACAGUUGUACAUCUGUGCAGCAAGUGACACAUAUCGAGGAGCCCCGUUGUCGGUCGCAGACCGGUACGCGCUGGCGUUGCACCUCAGCAAGGGUCAUGCGGGCAACAACAUGGAGAAGGACUUGCCACAUUCGAUUGAACUGGCCAUUGGAAUGUCAGUUAUGGUAACAAACAACAUCGAAACCGAUCUUGAUUUGACCAACGGCGCGCGGGGGACAAUCGAGGACAUCAUCCUGGACCCCGAUGAACCACCCAUUGGCCCCGAAUCAGUGGUUCACUUGAAAAGGCUACCUGCGUACAUCCUUGUACGAUUCGAGCGCACAAGAGCAGCACAACUGUCUGGCCUGCCAUCAGGCGUUCUGCCGAUACAGCCAGCGAAAACGACGUACCUGGUAAAAUCAUGGCUGAGCGGAGGGACCAGUGUCAACAAGACUAUCACCCGACGACAAUAUCCGUUGACAGGCGCGUAUGCAUUCACGGAUUACAGGUCGCAGGGUCAAACAUUGAAGCGCGUCAUCGUGGACAUAGCAAUGCCACCUACGGGGGGGUUGAGUCUAUUCAACGUGUACGUGGCACUGUCACGCAGCUCGGGGAGAGAAACGAUCCGGCUGCUGCGAGACUUCGACAACCGAACUUUCCAACAAAGCCACGACACGAAGCUGCUUGCUGAAGACGAUAGACUCGAGGAUUUGAAUGGAGCAACGAAGAGGUGGUGGGAGACUAUGACGGUCGAAGACUGA